GGUGUUUAAAAUCUUUGAGCUCUGAGAAAACUUCACAGUCUGUGUGUUAGGUGAGAGGUGAGGGUGGAUGGAUCUUUUGAGAGAAAUCUUUGCACUAUGGGAAUGCACGCCAGGCAGUGUUUUGUUUGGAUACUUCUGAAAGGGACCAUUUGUUUGUUGGUUCUUGGGCAAGACGACACCCACAGCAACUUCACCUUUGGAAAAGCAGCAAUUUCUGAGCUCAACAGAGAACAUGGACCUUCGACACUCAAGCACUGGAUGCUCCAAACCAGGAGUCUGACUAAGAACACCAAGAGUCCUGUCCAUUCCUCUGUCCCGAUCUCAAAGCAGGGAUUCUGGGAAAUGCUCGGAGUACCCUCCCAAUCAGACUCUGACCCAUCUUUAAAGAUAAAACUUCGUCCCAUUGUGAAAGUUCAUGGAGCUUCCAAGUUUUCCAAGAUGUUUGGUUCGGGGGAUUUUUAUGCCAACAUCAAGACAGUCAAACUGAAUCUGCUGAUAAUGGGAAAGAUCGUGGAUCAUGGGAACGGCUCACUUGGAGUCUACUUCCGCCACAACUCUACAGGUGUGGGAAAUGUGUCUGUCAGCCUCGUCCCACCGAUGAAAGAGGUGGAGUUCGAUCUGGAACGGCAAAGCGUGGUCCACCCCAAAGACUCAAAGACCUUCAACUGUCGGGUGGACUACGAGAAAGUGGAACGCAACAAGAAGGUCAUGCUGUGUAACUACGACCCGUCGAAGACCUGUGCUCACGAGCAGACCCAGAGCCACGUGACCUGGAUGUGCUCCAAGCCCUUCCAGGUCAUCUGCAUUUAUGUGUCUUUCUACAGCACAGACUACAGGCUGGUGCAAAAAGUCUGCCCAGACUACAGCUACCACAGUCCAGGACCCUACCUGCCCCCAGGUUGAUGGGAGAUCAACCUCACAACACAGCACAGCAAAGUUUUAGGACACACAAAAAGAGCAAUAGGGUUUGAGCAACUAUUUUUUUGUCUUUGGAAAUGCUUAACACGUUUUCAAGGAAUUCCAUUUUU
Myripristis murdjan (pinecone soldierfish) is the source of this 1028-nucleotide messenger RNA. Its product is annotated as neurexophilin-1-like. The transcript is spliced from 3 exons. The record is from RefSeq and is a predicted model, not a curated record. The coding region runs from base 97 to 903 and encodes 268 amino acids. Gene Ontology annotation, molecular function: signaling receptor binding. NCBI's taxonomy places the organism in Eukaryota, Metazoa, Chordata, Actinopteri, Holocentriformes, Holocentridae.